This is a messenger RNA of Oppiella nova, 1386 nucleotides long. Lineage: Eukaryota; Metazoa; Arthropoda; Arachnida; Sarcoptiformes; Oppiidae. The record is from the annotation of a GenBank genome assembly.
AUGGCAGUUUACGCUCACAUCAACACGUGUCUCACGAGUGACAAGAAUUACAGUGAAAUUGUGUGCAAAUCACAGCCAAAGGCAUCACUCCAUGCAAUACAUUAUGAGACCAAUGAUUGCGUCCGUCUUAUGGCCACAAACGCCAAGCGAGAAGACAAUCACCACUUGCUGUCCACCCAACAGAUCCAUCAGUUGAAUGCCAGCAAUAAUUUGCUACUCUUUAGCCCCAAAUGGGAUCAAAUGUAUGAUGUCUUCUACAAUAGUCAACAAAUCAGUCCACAACCCGACCAUCCAGUCGAUGAUAAGCCAAACCAUAGGACUGAUGAUGAGAUGAAAGUGAAUGCCGACCACAAAGACACCCAUUUGUUGGACACAAGCCAUGAGUGGAAACCUAUCGACAAACUAAACGCUCAGACAUUAGUUAAAUAUUACACACAAUUAGCUAAACUGCGGCUGACCGGUCUGGUAGUGUUGACCACAUUAUCCGGCUAUUAUAUGGGUCUUCAGACACCGAUAGACCCCUUAAUACUGACGGCAACUCUGGUGGGAACGGGUCUGACGUCCGGAUCGGCCACAGCUAUCAACCAAUACCUGGAAAUACCGUUUGAUUCGCAGAUGAAGAGGACGCAGAACCGACCGCUCGUUUUGGGCCGAAUCAGUGGACUCCAUGCCAUGGGCUUCGCGGGGGUGUCGGGACUGACAGGCCUGGCGUUGCUGUCGUACGUGAACCCAUUGACGGCAGUGUUGGGCGCAUCCAAUCUGAUCCUCUAUUCAUUCAUAUACACGCCGAUGAAGAGGGCGCACAUCGCCAACACAUGGGUGGGCGCAGUGGUGGGCGCCAUACCUCCCAUCAUGGGCUUCACGGCCGCCACCAAUUGCAUCGACAUGUCGGCCGUACUGAUGGGUCUGGUGCUGUAUUCGUGGCAAUUCCCGCACUUCAACGCCUUGUCCUGGAAUAUGCGUCACGAGUACGCGAGGGCUGGCUUUCGCAUGAUGUCUGUCACUGAACCCAAGCUCUGUAUCAAUACAGCGCUCCGGCAUUCGUGUCUUAUACUCUUGUACAGCACUAUUAUGUGCACAACCCUUACCACCUGGACCUUUGGCAUCGACUCCCUCCCCAUCAACCUCUACCUCAUAUACCUGUCCUACAAAUUCCGGGCCAAUCCCGACGCCAAGUCUUCGCGAAAACUAUUCUUUUAUUCAUUGAUUCAUUUGCCGGCAAUUAUUCUGUUGAUGUGUAUCAGCAAAAGGAGGCCUCAAAGUAGUGCUAAUAAUGUGAAUACAGUUAAUGAUAGCAAACAAUCAGUGGCCGGAAAUAGUUAACACUAUUUUGUUGAAUUAAAUUAUUUGUUUCAUUGAUUAAGAACUCAAUGUUUUAGUCCAGUU